This is a messenger RNA of Cladocopium goreaui, 2461 nucleotides long. NCBI's taxonomy places the organism in Eukaryota, Dinophyceae, Suessiales, Symbiodiniaceae. The record is from the annotation of a GenBank genome assembly.
AGCGUCCCGUCCUAGCACAGUGGGUUGUGUGGACGGCGGACGUUCGAGGUUCGGAAACGGAGAUGGCCUUCGAUAGCGAUGGCUCAGCUCUGUUUGAACAUAAUAGCCCUGGUUAUGCCGCAGACUCGAAGAGCAAUGGCACUGCGGAGGCUUUGGGCUUGCUGGGUCGCGAGAGCAAUGUCCCUCGCAUCUACCAGGCUGCGCAGACCUACAGAGGUGUCGCAAGAGAACUGCUCGGUAGAAAGGACCCAGACGCAGUGCCGCGAGAUGUGAUGCAUCGAGUUGUGUCUACACAACAGGAGAGAUUUUAUGGCUGCCUGUCCUUGCCAGGCAACCUGGUCUUCUUCCUGCUUUUCUCUGUAGCUGUGAUCCUGCACGAGGAUAUCACAAACACCUACAUGAUCGAGUCUGGUCUUCGCACACAUCUCUCCGAGGGUGCAGAGGAAAUGAACGACAGAGCAGGGAUCUGGAAUUGGUUGGAGUCGUCGCUCAUGCCGAAACUCUUUGCCCAGACCGACCCUCUGGGACUGCCGUAUGCCAGCAAGACAGAGUGGAGUCGAGUGCUAACCUACAACCAGCUUGUAGGCCCUGCCGUCAUAGCCCAGCAGCGCAGCAACAGGGUGUGGUGCAACGAUGGCGAGGGGGUCUCUGGAGACAUGUACUGUUACGACCAGUUCACACGCUCCAACGCCGAAUUUGGUUCACAGGACGUUUUGACAAUAGCCGCGCCAACCAGCAGCGAGUAUGCUGGUGGGACUAGCACGAUCGCUGAGAGAAGAGCUUACUGGGACUCGGCUUUCAAAGUUCAGAACAGUCGAAGGCUAGCCAGAACGAUUCGGCCGGAAUUUGACAUCAUGCUCCCCAGGGUGCAGAAGGAGGAUAAUUUUGUGGUGGCGAUCCAUCCCAACACGCCGUACAAUCUCACAGAGCAGCACUUAAACUAUGUGAAGCAACGAGAAUGGCUGGAUGCACACACAAAGCUCGUGAACAUCCGGGCUUUGCUUGUCAAUGCUGAAGUUGGGAGGCCGCGUCUCCAGAUGUUCUCUUUCAACAUCGCCUUCAGCCGCGGUGGUGGUCUCUUCACCUACGUGAAGAUGAAUACCAUUUUCCUGAAAUCGUUUCCAGACGUUGCGACGAUUGUGGUAGAUAUCCUAUUUUGCACCCAUCUUUUCAUCAUUUUCGUGGUAGAGUUGUACCGACUGGGCCGCUCAGUUGGUCGCAGAGAGGCACGCCGGCAUAUGAGAAAAGGCUGGACCAUCCUACAGGCCCUCACUAUCAUUGGUGGUGUCUGCGUGAUCGCUGGCUACUGCUACGAGUUCACUCUUCGUGAUGGCGUGCGAAGAGCCUUUGAACAGGUCGCAGCAACUCAGCUUCAGGACAAUCCAGCUGAUACCAGCAACAACGGCAUCUCCUUGAUCGAAGAGGCUGACAAUAUGAACGAGUACAUGGGCAAUUUCCGGAUCGUCACCGGUUUGUAUUGCUUGCUGUGCAUGGUGCGUUUCUUCACCAGCUUCAGUGCCCAGCCUCGCUUGGCCGUGGUCACCACCACGUUGGAGGUCAGUGCUUUCGACAUUGUGCACUUUCUCAUUGUUUUGGCGCCCACCUGGCUGGCCUACGCAUUGGCUGGCUGCUUCAUUUUUGGCCGCCGGAUGGAGGAGUUUGCCACCCUAGAUGCAUCGAUCGGAUAUUGCUUCAAACUCAUGAUUGAAGGGGAGUAUGACUGGCCGUACUACGCCGAAGAGAACUACUUUACCACCAUGUUCUGGAUGUGGACUUUCAUGGUCCUUUUAAACCUGAUCAUGUUGAACCUUGUCCUUGCUAUCAUAUUGGAUGUCUAUGGCUCCAUUCGACGCGAAACUGGCAAGAGUGAAACUGCGUGGCUCACCCUUUGGCGUAUGCUGCUGCAGCUAUAUCGCCGAAGAGUGUGGGUAAGAAGCGCACAACUCUUGGAGGCGUUACCGAACAUGCCGGAUGAGAUCAAAGAGGAGGAUCUUCUGGCUACUUUCCCCAACAUGUGCAAAGAGCAGUUGCACAUUUUGAUGGAAGCCUGUUACUUUCAGGUUAGCAUGGAUGACAUGGCUGCAGCCGAUGGCCAAAGGGCCAUGAAGAUGGCACUGUCCUGUAAACUGGCCAUUGAUCAGGUGGCCACAACAGUCAAAGCACUGCAUGAAGGUACCAUUGAGACGGGUGGUGAUGACAAGCCCGGCUCAGAAUGGGUGAAGAAGCUGGCGGGCGAGAUGGCCGAGCAGAACCACCUCAUGAUGAAGUUGCAGUCGAAGCUGAAGAUGGUAGAGAAGCAGUGGGAGAUCAUCCUGGAAAAAGAGGCAGAGGAACAGGAGGAGAACAAUGAAUAGUGAAGCCCCUCAAAGUUAGGUGACCAUCCUUAGAUCCAAAUGACUGGCAUAGUGGGAGCCAUGGCGUCAGAGCCAUUGUCAGGGCGAUGUCAUCCACAAGAAUUUUG